Messenger RNA from Sorex fumeus (smoky shrew), 2313 nucleotides. RefSeq names its product aldo-keto reductase family 1 member D1 (gene AKR1D1). Gene Ontology annotation, molecular function: Delta4-3-oxosteroid 5beta-reductase activity; aldose reductase (NADPH) activity; steroid dehydrogenase activity. The transcript has 9 exons. Gene Ontology annotation, biological process: bile acid biosynthetic process. Gene Ontology annotation, cellular component: cytosol. NCBI's taxonomy places the organism in Eukaryota, Metazoa, Chordata, Mammalia, Eulipotyphla, Soricidae. Bases 64 to 1044 code for a protein of 326 amino acids. The record is from RefSeq and is a predicted model, not a curated record.
CAAAGGACUCUUCCUGUGGUGGCAGAACUGCUCUACGGAGUGCAAGUCCUGACUCUCUCCCAGAUGGAACUCAGUGCUGCCAAUCACCGAAUACUCCUCAACGAUGGGAACAGCAUUCCUAUUAUUGGACUUGGGACCUUCUCAGAUCCUAAAUCAACCCCUGCAGGGUCCUGCCUGACAGCAGUGAAGAUGGCUCUUGAUUUAGGGUACCGGCAUUUUGAUGGGGCCUACCUCUAUCGCAAUGAACAUGAAGUAGGCCAGGCCUUCAAGGAGAAGAUAAGAGAAGGAAUGCUCCAGAGAGAGGAUCUUUUCUACUGUGGAAAGUUGUGGUGUACACAUUUAGAGCCAGUGAUGGUUCGUCCAUACCUAGAAAGGACACUCAAAUGUCUCCAGGUAGACUACGUGGAUCUUUAUAUCAUUGAACUACCAAUGGCUUUUAAGCCUGGAGAUGAUUUUUAUCCUAAAGAUGAAAAUGGCCAAUGGUUAUUUCACCCUACUGAUCUCUGUGCCACUUGGGAGGCUUUAGAAGCAUGUAAAGAUGCUGGCUUGGUGAAAUCCCUGGGAGUCUCCAAUUUUAACCGCAGACAGCUGGAACUCAUCCUAAACAAGCCGGGACUCAAAUAUAAGCCUGUCAGCAACCAGGUGGAAUGUCAUCCAUAUUUCACUCAGUCCAAACUCCUGAAGUUUUGUCAACAGCAUGAUAUUGUCAUUGUUGCAUAUAGUCCUUUGGGAACUUGUAGGGAUCCACGAUGGGUGAAUGUUUCUUCUCCACCUCUGUUAGAGGAUGCACUUCUAGUCUCCUUGGGGAAAAAGUACAAUAAGACAGUAGCCCAGAUCAUUCUGCGUUUUAACAUUCAGCGAGGAGUGGUUGUCAUUCCUAAAAGUUUUAACCCUGAAAGGAUAAAAGAAAACUUCCAGAUCUUUGACUUUUCGCUCAGUGAAGAAGACAUGAAGAGAAUUGAAGCAUUGGACAAAAAUGUCCGCUUUGUGGAACUGCUCAUGUGGCAAGAUCAUCCUGAAUACCCAUUUAAAGAAGAAUACUGACCUCAGAGAACUACUCUGAGAACUACUCAGACAACUCCCAGAUUUCCCUCUCACCUUUGCAACACAAGGAGUGAAGCUCUGCCCCCCUGAACUGGGAAGACUGUCUGAGGAGAUGGUGAUGGGAACAGGCUUAAAUUUGUACCGUAUGUGACUUUGAUUUAGCAAUGAUUCUAAUGAAAUGUAUCUUAUUUAACUACCUAUAAUUACCAGCUGAUAUUUUAUGAGCUCAAUGUCUUGUGGGUUAUAGGCAGAAAACCAUCAGGCUUUAGAAAAGACUUUUAAGGCAGCAUUUGAAGCGCAUGGCUCAUGAAUCUGGGUACCGGCAAUGUCAUCCGCUUUGCUUAGCAGUUCACAGGACAACAAAGAAGUGAAGAGUCAGUGGGCACAGGGCCUGGACAGUUUGAACACAGACUCCACUACAGAUGCAGCAGCAAUAAAGACCUACCCUUCCAAGGGUUUCUAACAAGCAAGUCGUUUGCUCUACCUUGAGAAGAGAGAAAGCCUAGCACAGUCAAAACAAAGCUAAUUAAACACCUCAAUGGUCAACAAAGCUAUAAAGAUUUUGUUAUUCGUUGCCAUCUGAUGUGUUUACCUUUUGCCCUUCUUGAGGGCUGGGUAAUUGAUGGUCUCUCAUGCAUCAAAGAGUCUGAGCUCCUGCAUAGCUGGUGAUUCAUACGUCCACUGCCUGUUCAUGCCCCAUUCAUCAUACAACUAUCAUUAAUACAGAGUGGCUGGAGACAACCGACACUGGCAAAUAAAACCCUACAGCAUAAACAUAACCAUUUUAAAGAGGAGAUUUAAAAGGAGACUUUAGAAAGCGCAUUGGAAAGAGCAGCAUAUUCAAACCAUGAUGCCUUAAAAUAUACCUUAAAAAUAUAAUUGCGAUAACUGAAAGAAUACUAGCAAUUUUUACCUUAUGUAAAAAUUUUCAGUGAAUAAGAUGAUAGCUAGAAUUCUAUGACUGAUAUGUACUUAUUUUCAAUUAAAAAUAGAACAAUAUACUUGAUCCAUCACAUUAGAGCUCUCUUAUGGAGCAAGAAAAUAGCUCAAUAUUAUAUGUCCAACACUAAUUGCUUUCAGAUAAUCUUCAAUUUCCUGAAAACACAUUUCUGAGAAAUUAUUAUAUAAGAAAAUAUUGUAUGUAUUGUUUUCACUGAUUUCAAUAUUACUACUUGUAAUGCUGUUCUUUGAAAAAUAUUUUGGUUACAAGAAAAUAUAAAUAUGCUUAAAUUUGGUUACAAGAAAAAAUAAAAUAUGCUGAUUUGUUCU